Molecule: messenger RNA, 480 nt
Organism: Elaeis guineensis (African oil palm)
Lineage: Eukaryota; Viridiplantae; Streptophyta; Magnoliopsida; Arecales; Arecaceae
Source: RefSeq, a predicted model, not a curated record
CAGGCUUCCUGCCAGAGGAAUGGGAUAAUUUUUUUGUGAAGUAUCUCUAUCCUUCCUUCACUCCAACUGUCUUUUUGUUUGUGGGUGGCACAGUUGCAUAUGGAGUGUUCAAAUAUUUGCAGGGUGAACAGAUGAAGAAUUGAACAUCACAGAUUGCAGCACCUCUUAGUGUUAUCAUUUGGAACAUAAGAUAUCUUAAUUCAUUUGAGCUUAUUUUAAUGUUCAUGUUUCUCUACAGAUGGCAAACUUUGUACCAAUAAUUACGCUUAGCAUGAAGUGAGAUUUUACACUAGCACCCAGUCUUUGAACGCAUGAAGUUCAAUGACCUCAACAGUGAAUUCAUAUGUCAUUUUUAGGUGGACAAAAUUAGGGAGGUGCCUGUUUUUGCAAUGCAAUGGCUUGCAAACAACUCCUUAGUUGUAUCAUGGUUACAAGGAUUGAGUAUUUUACAAAUACUUAAGGUCAUUGCCCGGAUAAUUU